UUAAACAAAAUAUGUCGGAUGUCGUAACAGCUGGAUGUCAAAAGUGUACUGACAAAAAUAUUUCUUUUACAUUAUCAAUACAAUAUUAUGGGUGACGAUAAUUUAAAUUCUAGUUCAAAAUGUGAUUCAAAUAAGUGCAAUGUUAUAAUUAUUGGCGGCGGGAUUGCUGGACUAUCCGCCGCCAAUCAUUUUGUUAAAAAUGGUAUGGAGGACUUCAUCAUUUUAGAAGCGAGGAAACGUAUCGGUGGCCGAAUAAUAUCUAUACCAAUGAAGAACCACAAUGUUGAGUUGGGAGCUAAUUGGAUACACGGUGUAUUGAGUAAUCCUAUAUUUGAAUUGGCAAUGGCAAAUAGUCUAGUAAAUAUUAUAAACAUACCAAAACCGCACAAAGUUAUAGCGGCUACUGAAGACGGCAAACAAGUACCGUUUGGUGUACUUCAUGAGAUACACGAGGCCUACGUGUGCUUUCUAAGACGUUGCGAAGAAUAUUUCCUUUGUCAAUACCUUCCUCCACCCGAUAUUCACAGUGUCGGUGAACACAUUAACUUGGAAGCUACCAUAUAUUUAGAACGUUUACCUUCAUCUGAGGAGAAAAAAUUAAGACGUCUAAUUUUUGAUUGCCUUCUGAAACGAGAAACCUGUAUAUCUGGAUGCAAUAGUAUGGAUGAAAUUGACCUGUUGGAGAUAGGUAGUUAUACAGAAUUACAAGGAGGCAAUAUAAUGAUUCCUAAAGGCUUUAGCUCUCUUUUGGAACCACUAAAAGAAAAAAUACCUCCAGAAAAAAUCAUAGCAAAUUGUCCAGUGACAAAAAUUAUAUGGGAUACAGAUCAGCAUGGCUCAAAACAAGCAGAUGAUGUAGGUGAAGAAUCAGAAGACUCAGACCAAACUGUGAUAGAAGACAUUUCUAAAAGUAAUAAUCCGGUUAAUGACAAUCAAUCUCAUCCAAGUGAAGGGUCUGUAUUAAAUGAAAAUGCCCAAAAACCAAAGAAGAAAGGCAUAAAAUAUGUUGAAGUUGAGUGUGAAGAUGGAAAGAGUUAUUUGGCAAACCAUGUGAUAUGUACUAUUCCAUUAGGUGUUUUGAAAGAAAAUGCUUCCAAUUUGUUUGAACCUCCUUUGCCUCAGUAUAAAAUUGAAGCUGUUGAACGGUUAUUGUUUGGAACUGUAGACAAAAUUUAUUUGGAAUAUGAAAGACCCUUUUUAAAUCCAGAAGUAACAGAGAUCAUGUUGUUGUGGGAAAGCACACCUGUGCCAGAAGACAUUUCAGAAUCUUGGUAUAAAAAAAUAUACUCAUUUAGUAAAGUCUCAGAGACUCUUCUUUUAGGCUGGGUAUCUGGAAAAGAAGCAGAAUACAUGGAGUCUUUAUCAAUGGAAGAAGUUGGAUCCACAUGCACAACUAUUUUAAGAAAAUUUUUGAAUGAUCCCUUUGUUCCAGAGCCUCAAAAAUGUGUUUGUACAAGUUGGCACAAACAGCCAUACACAAGAGGAUCAUACACUGCUAUUGCAGUAGGCGCCAGCCAAAGCGAUAUUGAAAGUUUAGCUCAGCCAUUAUUUAGAAAUGUUCAUGACAAAAAGCCUGUGUUGCUUUUUGCCGGAGAGCAUACACACAGCAGCUUCUAUUCCACAGCCCAUGGUGCGUAUUUAUCAGGCCAGACGGCAGCCAAGCGACUGAUGGCUACUGAUGAACCAGAAAACAUCCUUGAAUGCCCUGGUUCAGCUGAUCUCAAUGCAUGGAUACAGGGAAUACAACUUGAAGGUUAACAGGAUAAAUGAAUUAACAUUAUAUAAUAACUGCUCCUGAUUUAAAGUAUCCUCAACUAGAUUUAUUAAAAAGAUCAAGUUCAUAUUCCGCUUUUGA
Molecule: messenger RNA, 1855 nt
Organism: Amyelois transitella
Lineage: Eukaryota; Metazoa; Arthropoda; Insecta; Lepidoptera; Pyralidae
Product: peroxisomal N(1)-acetyl-spermine/spermidine oxidase
Exons: 3
Coding region: 88-1758 (556 amino acids)
Molecular function (GO): polyamine oxidase activity
Source: RefSeq, a predicted model, not a curated record